UCAUUUGUCAAUUUGCCAUAUAUGACAUCUAUGAAUGUCUAUGAACACGUGAUCCCAGCAUUUUGAUGUAUCGAUUGAUAAACUUGAUACAACGGAAUAAUAAUGCUUUAUCUUAUUGGCCUAGGUCUUGGUGACCACACUGAUAUUACGGUCAAAGGAUUGGCCAUCAUAAAGAAGGCCAAACGAGUUUACCUAGAAUCAUACACAUCGAUCUAUUGUGAUGAUGGUAUCAAUGAAUUGCAACAAUUCUAUGGUCGUCCUGUUAUUGCUGCCGAUCGAGAAUUUGUCGAACAGAAUUCUGAUCAAAUAUUGGCCAAUGCCGGUAAUGAUGAUGUCGCUUUUCUGGUUGUUGGCGAUCCAUUAGGAGCUACUACCCAUACUGAUUUGAUACUUCGAGCACGAGAAAAAGGCAUCGAACAUCGAAUCAUUCAUAAUGCAUCCAUUAUCAAUGCAUGUGGUUGUUGUGGACUACAGCUGUACAAUUUUGGUGAAGUUGUAUCUAUCCCGUUAUGGACCGAUACAUGGCGACCGACAAGUUUUCUGGAUAAAAUUGAAGCCAAUAUCGAUCAUGGUUUACAUACAUUAUGUUUACUCGAUAUCAAAGUGAAAGAACAAUCGAUAGAGGCAAUGAUGCGCGGAAGGCAGGAAUAUUUACCACCAACAUUCAUGGCCGUUAAUGUGGCUGCCCAACAAUUACUUGAAUCAAUCAAAGAGAAAUCAAAAGAAAAGGCGACCAAGCUAACGGCCGAUACGAUAUGUGUUGCAUUGGCCAGAAUCGGUAGCGAUACACAGAAAAUAACAAAAGGUAGCCUCAUUCAGAUGCUCAAUGUGGAUAUGGGACCACCAUUACAUUCGCUAAUCAUUGUCGGGCGAUCAUUACAUCAUAUCGAGAAUGAAAUGCUUAAAUUGUACAGCAUGCCAUGAUUGACAUCUCCAAUAAAUCAUGUUGACAUUCAUUCCUUUAA
Molecule: messenger RNA, 965 nt
Organism: Dermatophagoides farinae (American house dust mite)
Lineage: Eukaryota; Metazoa; Arthropoda; Arachnida; Sarcoptiformes; Pyroglyphidae
Gene: Dph5
Product: diphthine methyl ester synthase
Biological process (GO): protein histidyl modification to diphthamide
Molecular function (GO): diphthine synthase activity
Source: RefSeq, a predicted model, not a curated record